AUGAUGCGUGGUUUUAAGCAAAAGUUGAUCAAGAAGACGACUGGGAGCACGUCUUCCAGCUCGUCUCAGAAGCGGAAGGAGAAGGAGCGGGAGAAGGAGAAGGAGAAGGAGAAGAAAUCGCCCAGCAAUUCGGGGACUUCGUCGGCGAGGUCUUCUCUAGACAAGUCUGGCCACAGAUCUAGUGGGAACAGUGGGAGCGGGAGCGGGAGCUCGAGGAGAGCGGAGUCGAAGACUGGCGGUGGUAGCGGUAGUGGUAGCGGUAGUGGUUCUGGCGGUAGUACGACUGCUAGCGGUGGAAAAUCCGGGUCGAAUGGUCAGGGGGAAACGGGAAGUUCGAGGAGUGCUGCUAUUCCAGUAUCGAAGGGCAGUCCUGAAAACCCUAGCAAGCCAACGUUGAUUGGAGCAGCAUCGCAGGUAACGCCUCCGCCAACAAGUCCCAAGGCCCAGCCGGCGACCGUUAAUGUCACUUCUAGUGCUGCUGGUGGCACUGCAUUGAUGAUGAAGGAUGCACAGCAUUCGCCAAGCUCCAUAGAAAUACCACGGUCGUCUCACUCGUUCGAGCGAUUGCCCACACCUACGAAACUUAAUGCCGACAGCGAUCUUGAAAUGAUAAAGACUCCACAACGUCAUUCGUCUUCGAGAUUCGAGCCCUCGCGCUACACACAGAUAGUAAAACUUCCACGGUUCGAAGAAGUACUACCGGAGGAACAGAUUCCUUUAUUCAUCACGAAGGUCGACCAGUGCAACACGAUGUUCGACUUCAACGACCCCAGUUUCGAUAUCCAGGGCAAAGAGAUCAAGAGGGUCACGUUGCAAGAAUUGAUCGAGUUUAUCGUCACCAACAGAUUCACCUACACCGAAGAAAUGUACGAACACGUUGUUAACAUGUUCAAAAUCAACCUCUUCAGACCUAUCCCUCCACAGGUGAAUCCCGUGGGUGACGUGUACGAUCCCGAUGAGGAUGAACCGGUAAAUGAGCUAGCAUGGCCGCAUAUGCAGUACGUGUACGAAUUCUUCCUACGCUUUGUUGAGUCGCCAGACUUCAACCAUCAAAUCGCAAAGCAGUACAUUGAUCAAAACUUCAUAUUGAGGUUGCUAGAGCUAUUCGACAGCGAAGAUAUCAGGGAAAGAGACUGUUUAAAAACCACUUUGCAUAGGAUAUAUGGGAAAUUCUUGUCGCUUAGAUCCUUCAUCAGAAGAUCGAUCAACAACAUUUUCCUACAGUUUACAUAUGAAACAGAAAGAUUCAACGGGAUUGCAGAGCUAUUGGAAAUCUUGGGGUCUAUCAUCAACGGGUUUGCACUACCGCUAAAGGAGGAACACAAGGUUUUCUUAGUUAGAGUGCUAAUUCCUUUACACAAGGUGAGAUGCUUGUCGCUAUAUCACCCUCAGUUGGCAUAUUGUAUUGUCCAAUUCUUGGAAAAAGAACCACUGCUCACGGAAGAAGUCAUCAUGGGACUUUUACGCUACUGGCCUAAGAUCAACUCUACCAAGGAGAUUAUGUUUUUGAACGAGAUCGAGGACAUAUUUGAAGUUAUUGAGCCACUCGAAUUCAUCAAGGUGGAAGUCCCACUUUUCGUCCAAUUGGCAAAGUGCAUCUCUUCGCCGCACUUCCAAGUGGCAGAAAAAGUACUCAGCUAUUGGAAUAACGAAUACUUCUUGAACCUCUGCAUCGAAAACGCAGAAGUCAUACUCCCCAUAAUCUUCCCGGCACUUUACAAACUAACGACACAGCUAGAUAAAAACGAUCCAUUGAGCCUGGAAAAUGGCGACAACGAGGAAGAUCCAUACCUGAUGGUGGAGCAAGCCAUCAACUCGGGGUCAUGGAACCGCGCCAUCCACGCCAUGGCAUUCAAAGCGUUGAAGAUAUUUUUGGAAACCAACAGCGUGUUGUACGAGAACUGCAACGCUCUGUACUUACAAAGCUUGAAGGAGAACAACAGGCGUCAAAAGGAGAGGGAGAUGAACUGGAAGCAGCUCGAGGACUACGUCUCCAAGCUCAAGAUUGCAGAAAGUUGA
Messenger RNA from Kluyveromyces marxianus DMKU3-1042, 2019 nucleotides. It is a transcript of the gene RTS1, whose product is annotated as protein phosphatase 2A regulatory subunit RTS1. The record is from RefSeq and is a predicted model, not a curated record. Gene Ontology annotation, biological process: signal transduction. Gene Ontology annotation, cellular component: protein phosphatase type 2A complex. Lineage: Eukaryota; Fungi; Ascomycota; Saccharomycetes; Saccharomycetales; Saccharomycetaceae. The coding region runs from base 1 to 2019 and encodes 672 amino acids. The transcript has a single exon. Gene Ontology annotation, molecular function: protein phosphatase regulator activity.